This is a messenger RNA of Pelagomonas calceolata, 937 nucleotides long. The record is from the annotation of a GenBank genome assembly. NCBI's taxonomy places the organism in Eukaryota, Pelagophyceae, Pelagomonadales, Pelagomonadaceae.
CACCAGCUCUGUGCCCGUAAUUAAAGCCUUCCUCGGCCUCCUGCUGCACGCAUUUGCAAGCAGCAGGCGCCAGACACUUCGCACACACCCGCCGCGCCGUAGAAUCGCGGCAGUGGUGCAAGACCGCGAGCUCUGCGCUUAAUCAGCCGCCUUGUGCGCCUGCUGCUCCCUAGGUGGUGCAAAAGCGCAAGGCCUAAGCUAAGUGCUCACGCACGCGUGGUGCAAAAGCGCCAGCCCAAAGCUACUCGCUCACGCACGCCAGACCGGCGGGUGAGCAACAACUGCCGCAACCAUUGCGACUUGCCUCGUCUCCCCGGCCCGGCACACGGAGGGUGGUGUGCCGGCGCCGCCGUGCAUGGACGCCGCGGUGCCAGAUGACACGGCCUACGACCAGCUCCAACUGCUCUGCCUGCGCGAGUCCGGCGCGGCCACGGAGCUGCUGAAGGGCACCAGGGCGCUCAACCUGCGCACGCCCGAGCUGUCCGCGCUGGCGGCGGACAUGCUCGAGGCGCAGCGCGUCUUCGUCUGCGCGCUCGGGCGGUGGACGGAGCACACGGCCGGCCCGGCCGCGCGGCGCCUCGCGGGCAAGCUCGCCGGCGUCUCCGAGGCGCUCGACGCGGCGGCGCGGCGCGGCCGCGACCUGCCCUCGGGCGCCGCCGCCACGGGCCUCUGGGCGGACGCCGCCGACGCGGCGACGCGGCGGGCCGCGGCGGGCGCGCGCGCCGCGGCGCUCGUGCGGGCGUUCGACACCGUCGACGAGCAGCUCGCCGACGUCGCCGACGACCUCGCGGGCGCCGUGCGCGGGGCGGCGCGGGGGUCACCGCUCGACCCGGAGUGCGGCGCCGUGCCGCUCUGCGCCGCGGCCGUCCACGCGCGCCUCGAGGCCACGCGGGCCGUGGCGCAACUCGUCCUCGACGCCCUCUGUUCGGAGGACUGA